GUACAAUAGUUGGAACUCUCUUUGCAAUAUCAGCUGCUGCUGUUGCUGCAACUGGACAAGGGGGGGACGGGGUUGAUUUAUGCUGGUGGUGUUUUUAAAUAUAUAUUUUAAUAUAUAUAUAGCCCUUGAUUUGCUUUCAGUCUCCCUGGCUGCAAAAUAUUGCCCCCCCCCCCGCUUUCAAAUUCCAGCAGCACUGAGGGAUUUUUUUAUUUGAAGGAGGGGGGGCUUCCUCCCCAAUAUUGUUGCAUUCGGAGAAGAUAAUUUUAUGAGUCUAUUUGCGGGAAGCAAGUUUGUUGGAUAUUCUCUCUCCACCCUCCACACGCCCGGAAACUGUGGUGGAAGCUGGAAUCAUCUUGAAGAAGGAGGAGGAGGCGGAGGAGGAAUGAAAAAAAGAGGAAGGGCUUGAUUUAUUUUUGUUUCUAAUAGGAUUAUAUGUUUUAUUUCUGCUUUACUUUAGAAAUUAGAGGAUCGGGAGGGAGGGAUUAAUAAGAACCCGGAGAGAAAGACAAGGUGGGGGAGGGAAAUCACACCCAUCCUAUCCAUCACCUCCUCAAAAAAAAAAAACAAAAACCACAGAAGCCACCAUGGAGAAGAAGGAAGAGGCAGCAAAGGCCUUUUCGGUGAAGCAACAGCCGGAUGAUAUCCGAGCCCCGGAAGAGACCCUCCCGGAAGCAACACGACUCUCCCUCAGUGAACGGACUAGCCAUUCGCCUGCCACGGCGCCCCUCAUGAGGGAGACAGAAACACACCCAAGUGACCAGCCUCUCCCUCCCCUCCCACCAGAAGCCACCCCUCUGCCGCCUGCUGCCGCUCCCACAGGGGCAACGCCUCCUGCUCAAAAUGGUCCCCCGGGUGUCAAGACUGCCACGGUGCCCCCUGUGGAAAUGAAACCUUCCCUUCAGACUAACCAGGCCAGCCCACUGCCUGCCACAACGCUCCUGGCUGUGGAGGCCUUGCCCCCUAAGAAUGGCCGCCCCCCACCGAUAGGUGCCCAGGCAUCGCCUCCCACAGAAGAAGAACAUCGCCAGGAAAACACCCAACAACCAGCACCCAAGAGCGAACAGCCUUCCCCUGCCCAGGGGCCUUCCAGACCCCGGACCAAACAAGAUACCCAGAAGGCGCAAGCCAGGCACAAACUCGCUCGAGAGCGACGGGAAGAACGAGCCAAACAUCUAGUAGCUGCCAAGCGGGUCCUGUGGCUGGAGAAGGAGGAGAAGGCUCGGGUGCUGCGUGAAAAGCAACUGGAGGAGCGGAGGCGGCGACUGGAGGAGCAGCGGGUUCGUGCCGAGAAGCGGCGAGCUGUGCUGGAGGAACGCCAGCGUCAAAAGCUGGAGAAGAACAAGGAGCGAUAUGAAGCUGCCAUCCAGCGCUCAACAAAGAAAACCUGGGCUGAAAUCCGGCAGCACCGAUGGUCAUGGGCUGGUGCCCUGCACCAGGGCUCCCCUGCUCACAAGGAUGGUGCGGGCAGGUGCUCCCUCUCUGCCGUAAAUCUCCCCAAACAUGUGGACUCUAUAAUCAACAAGCGCCUCUCCAAAUCUUCCGCCACUCUCUGGAACUCGCCCAGUAGAAAUCGUAGCCUACAGCUCAGCCCCUGGGAGAGCAGCAUCGUGGACCGACUCAUGACGCCAACACUGUCUUUCUUGGCACGCAGCCGGAGUGCUGUGACACUUGCCGGCAACGGCAAAGACCAGGCAGUACCUGUGUGCCCCCGCUCAGCCUCUGCCAGCCCCCUCAGCCCCUGCAAUAACCAGCGCCUGCAUCAUCGCUGUUCAGAGCGACGGCGGCCAGCAACCAGCAGCCCUGAUGUGACACCCCGGCGCAAGGCUGAGGCCUCCCCUAAAAAGAAGGAGAAGAAGGAUAAAGACCGGGAAAACGCCCAAGAGAAAAACGCCCUAGCGCUUCGCAAACGCAAGUCUAUGCCGUCAUCCCAGCCUCGCCAGCCGCACACACCUGAGAACAGCAGCCCAGGCCCCAAGCCCAGGCCUGCAUCUCCAGCUGUUGCCAAGCAACGCCCAGCCUCACCUAGCACAGGCCCUGGUUCUCCACAUCGGGCAGGCCUGAAUCGCAGCGCUCAGUCCUCGCCCAAAGUGCGGCCUCGCAGGGAGCACAACGGGCAGCCAAAGGUCCGUGAACGCAAGGAUGAGCAGAAGGAACGAGGGUCAGCUUCCCCGGCUCCAAGUGAGACCCCCAAGGUCACGGGGAGCAGUGAAACAGCACAAGAUGCUGCCGCUCCCUCUGGGGCUGCGAGUCCAGUGCCAGCUCCUCCUCCUCCUCCAACCCCAGGCAAGCCCAUGGCAGGCACCACAGACCGAGAGGAAGCUGCCCGGCUCCUGGCUGAGAAACGGCGCCAGGCACGGGAGCAGCGGGAACGAGAGGAGCAAGAGCGCAGGGAGCAGGAGGAGCAGAAGCGGCGCCUAGCAGAGGAGCGGGCUCAGCAGGAUGCCAAAGAUCGGCUACAGCAACAGGCUGAGCUCGCCAGGUUGGAGGAGGAGCGGCGGCAGCAGGAGGAGGAGCGGGCCCAGCAGGAGGAGCGCGAGGCCCAGGAUCGGGCCCGAGCUGAGCAGGAAGAGCAAGAACGGCUGCAGAAACAAAGGGAGGAAGCAGAGGCCCGUGCACGCGAGGAGGCCGAGCGCCAGCGGGUGGAGCGUGAAAAGCAUUUCCAGCGGGAAGAACAAGAGCGGCUGGAGCGGAAGAAGCGGUUGGAGGAGAUCAUGAAGAGGACACGAAAAGCAGAUGGAGCUGAUGCCAAGAAGAAAGACAACAAGAAACUUGUGAAUGGGAAGGAAGGGAAACAAGAGGGCGAGGCAGACACAGAUGGAGAAAAGCGCCCUGGAAGCCUUCCCAAGGAAGAGGAGCUGCCCGAGAUGCAGGCGUCAAGUCCAGCCGGUCGCAAGGGGCUAGCCCCUGAGGGGACCCAGCACAGCUGUCCUGUGGCUCCUGCCCUGUCCCUGGUGAACGGCCUGCAGCCCAGCAAGCACGAGAACGGCUUUUCCUCCCCCAAGGAGCCCAGCGGGCGGGAGCACCCCGUGAGCCCCGGGUUGAGCAUGGCUGGCGAGCCCAUCCUGCCUUUUGCCAACAAGGAGCCCUUCCUCAGCAAGGCGGUAGCAAAGCCCCCACAGAUCACAGAGGUUCUGUAAAGCAGCGACGCCAGCCUCCCCCACCCCAAAGGAUGGGUGCAAACAAGGUGCCAACUCCAGGCUAGCUCUAACCAGAAGAUCAGCCCAAGGCUCCCCAACCUGCAAGGAUCGAGGAGGUGUCAGGAGCCAGGCUGGGGGCGGCCCAGCCCCACGGACUCUUCUCUUUUCUCUUACUGUUCUCAUUUUAUGAUUAUGAUUAUUUUUUUAAUAUGCACCUUAUCAGACUGACCCUCAACCCAUAGCUCAUCCCAGACGAUAUAAUCACAUAGUUAUUUAACUGGCUGGGUACAAAGGAUGUUAAUAAUGUACAUAAACUUCAGUGUUAGCAUGGGAUUACGCAAGCAGUUACCUCUGUGGUAUCGCUGCCCCAAAACAUGUAUUCAUGGGAGAUGCCUUUGGUGGGUUACUUUUUUUAAAUGUGGGCUGAGUCAUGGCAGGGGAGAUUGGAUCCCUUGUACACGGUUGGGGUCUGUGUGCAAGAGUGUGAGUAUGUGUGUGUGUGUGUGUGUGUGUGUGUGUGUGUGUGUGUGUGUCUGCCUGUUACAGCCAAUGGAAAGCGUCUAGAUUUCUAAUUUAAACUCUCACUAUUGGUCCCAGCCAGAAUACCUGCAGGAGUGUGUGUGUGUGUGUGUGUGUGUGCACCAUUAGCCACUCAACAACUGCCGUUGUCCUACACACUGUGCUUUUCUUGGGUGCUGCUGUUUCUGUGUGUGUAUGUGUUUCGUGUGUGCGAUGGCUGGGGCUGUGUUUCGCUCAGAGUCAUUGUGACAGUAUUAUGCAUCUGAACAACCUUUUGUGGACAAUAAAAUGGAGAAAUGGCAGGUGA
Messenger RNA from Podarcis muralis (Common wall lizard), 3963 nucleotides. It is a transcript of the gene MAP7D1, whose product is annotated as MAP7 domain containing 1. Gene Ontology annotation, cellular component: microtubule cytoskeleton. Gene Ontology annotation, biological process: microtubule cytoskeleton organization. The record is from RefSeq and is a predicted model, not a curated record. Lineage: Eukaryota; Metazoa; Chordata; Lepidosauria; Squamata; Lacertidae.